Molecule: messenger RNA, 585 nt
Organism: Brassica rapa (field mustard)
Lineage: Eukaryota; Viridiplantae; Streptophyta; Magnoliopsida; Brassicales; Brassicaceae
Molecular function (GO): nucleic acid binding; RNA-DNA hybrid ribonuclease activity
Source: RefSeq, a predicted model, not a curated record
AUGGUAGCAGAGUACUUCUUUCAGAGAGGAACUCCAGACCUCUUUGCGUCGAGUCACAUCGUCAACAAAGCUAUCGUAGCUUGCAAGGAAUGGGAAAGCGCUCAAGGGACUGUACCUAAGCCUCUUUAUACGAAAGCUACCCCUCACAGGAUCCCUGACCUGACAGCAGAUACAGUUAUCUGCCAUACAGACGCAGCGUGGAACAAAGAACAUAAAGUUGCGGGUCUCGCGUGGAUCUGCUCCACUCCUGACUCAAUCGAAAUUUCCCGCGGCUCCUCCCUUCAACGCGCGGUAGCUUCACCCCUCAUGGCGGAGGCGCUGGCGGUGAGAGAAGCUCUACGACACGCUUCGUUGCUAUCCUACAAACGCAUCUGGCUACGCUCAGAUUCCCAAGGGCUUAUUACAGCCAUCAACUCGAAUCUCCCAUCGAUAGAACUCUACGGUAUUUUAUCGGAUGUCGAUUCGAUUGUUUUUUCUGCUUUCAAUUCUGUUUCUUUCUCGUUUGUGUCAAGAAACCAAAAUGGUCUUGCAGACUCUUUGGCAAAGGCCUGCCUAUGUAUGAAUCCUUCUGGAUUGGGCCUCUAA